AUGGCGCCAGGAGAUGGUUCAGCCUCAAUGGAAAUUCCUAUCGUUGACUUCUCGUCCUGGAAGAAUACCCAGGACCAAGCCUCGCGGUUAAGAACGGCACAAGAACUCGUCAAAGCAUGCCAAACCGUUGGCUUUGUCUACAUCAUCAACCACUCGCUGUCCGAGUCCGUCCUGAAUGAAGCAUUUGAUUGGAUGAAACGUCUUUUCAAUCUUCCCGAAGAGGAGAAGAUGAAGCGCCUCAUCCUGAGGGUUGGGCAGUGCAUCGGGGGUAUUCAUGGCCUGGAUUGGAGAAAGUCUCCCAGACGAUGCCCACCGGAAAUGAUGAAGAAGCAAAAAGAAAGUUGCGAGAGAUCCCAGAUGUCAAAGUAUGUUAUGGCUUACCUCGAAGUAUACGAUAUCGGGAGUGAUCAAAACGCUGACCAACCUAAUCAAUGGAUCCCCGACGAAGCCCUCGUUGGCUUCAGGGCUUUUAUGAUCAAGUUCUAUUGGGAGUGCUGGACAGUCGGCGAGGAGCUUUUACGUGCUCUAGCCAUCGGAUUGAAUCUAGAGGACGAUUCUUAUUUAGUCGACAAACAUUCCGGCCACGGUAAUCAACUACGACUACUACAUUACUUGCCCGUACCAGCCGAGGAUCUUGAGAAAGAGCGGACAGCCCGUUGUCCAGCGCAUACGGACUGGAGUUCCUUAACUAUGCUGUUCCAAGAUGAUUGUGGAGGUCUGGAGGUUGAAGAUAUUUCUCGGCCAGGUACAUUCGUUUCUGCACCUCCUUUGGAGAAUGCCAUUGUUGUAAAUGUUGGUGAUCUUCUGCAAAUGUGGAGUAAUGACCGACUCAAAUCUACAAACCACAGGGUCAGAAUGCCACCGCUUGCCGAUCGCUACGAGGGUCCAAAUCGGAUGACCCGUGAGCGGUUCUCGAUUCCCUACUUUAUGUCUCCAGACCCAUCAUCUGUGAUUGAAUGUAUUCCAUCGUGUAUGAGCGAGAACCAGCCCGCCAAGUACAAGCCAAUCACACAGGCAGAGUAUAACAAGAUGCGAGCCUCUAUGAUGUACUGA
Messenger RNA from Aspergillus nomiae NRRL 13137, 1053 nucleotides. RefSeq names its product isopenicillin N synthase family dioxygenase. NCBI's taxonomy places the organism in Eukaryota, Fungi, Ascomycota, Eurotiomycetes, Eurotiales, Aspergillaceae. The transcript has 3 exons. The record is from RefSeq and is a predicted model, not a curated record. The coding region runs from base 1 to 1053 and encodes 350 amino acids. Gene Ontology annotation, molecular function: dioxygenase activity.